AUGCGUAAUAAUCGUCUAUUCAAUUUCGUUUUCUCCCUAAUCAAUCGUAAAAUAUACCCUAGUCCAGCAAUCACUAGAGCUUCCUUCCAAAUUGUCUCCAAGAAAAUAACCCCCUACUUUUUUCACACCUACAAAUACGGGCGCAUUCCGAUUUUGCUGAGUUUCCUCUCACUGGGCUCUAAAGACGAUAGAGCAACAAAACGUAAAAACGCCAUUACUGAGUCAGACAUCAUUUUUGCUGCAGAUAAAUUUCUAGAGGUUUGUGAGCUUUUAUCAGAGUUCAAACAUGAGGACGACGUAGAGAUUUUAUGGAGACUGGCUAGGGCCUUGUAUAAGUUGUCUUGUGAGAAGGAUGUGAAGAAAACGGAGAAAGAAAAGUUGGUAAGAGAGGCCUACAACUUCCUUGAAAGGGCCUUGGAAUUGGAUGUCAAUCAUUUCGCGGUCCAUAAAUGGAUGUCAGUGUUGCUGGACGCCAGAAGUGAGUUGGAUGGUAUAAAAGUGAGGAUUAGUAACCUGGAGAAAGUGAAACAGCAUAUGUUGGAGGCUGUCAAGCUAAACCCUAAAGACGCUACAACUUUUUACAUGUUGGGCUCCUGGUGUUUUCAAAUCGCCAACAUGCCCUGGUAUCAGAAGCAAAUUGCCUCCACGAUUUUCGCGAAGCCUCCUGAAUCGUCGUUUGAGGAGGCUUUGGAGUAUUUCAGGAAAGCCGAGGAAAUUCAGCCGAAUUUCUACAAUCAGAACUUGUUCAUGUUGGGCCAGACUUACAUGAAGCUGGGUGAUAAAGAUGAGGCCAAGCGUUUCUUGACUCAGGCUGUCAAUUAUAAGGUGACCACUGAAGAUGAUAGGAAAGCUAAGAUGGAUGCUGAGAAUCUGUUGAAGAAACUGGUUGAAGAAUUGUUCACCUCUCUAUAA
Nilaparvata lugens (brown planthopper) is the source of this 912-nucleotide messenger RNA. RefSeq names its product regulator of microtubule dynamics protein 1. Gene Ontology annotation, molecular function: microtubule binding. The record is from RefSeq and is a predicted model, not a curated record. Gene Ontology annotation, cellular component: mitotic spindle pole; spindle microtubule; cytoplasm. The transcript has a single exon. NCBI's taxonomy places the organism in Eukaryota, Metazoa, Arthropoda, Insecta, Hemiptera, Delphacidae. The coding region runs from base 1 to 912 and encodes 303 amino acids.